AUGUCCCAGAAACAUGAUGAGGAUGUCCUGAUGGAGGACCUGGUCCUGCAGAGGCAGGUUGUGUGUGCUCUGAACAGCGUCCUGUAUGAGCAGCUGCAGUACAAAGGAAACGAGAGCGACUACUACAACCCUCUCAACUCCUACCUGCACCAGGUGCUGACCCGGCGCACAGGUAUUCCCAUCAGCCUGUCUGUGCUCUACCUGACGCUGGCAAAGAAGCUGGGGGUGAAACUGGAGCCAGUGAACUUCCCCAACCACUUCCUGCUGCGCUGGUGCCAACGAAGCGAGCGGAGUUCGGAUAUCUAUGAUUACGUUUACAUUGACGCCUUCGGGAAAGGCAAGCAGUUGACAGCAAAAGAAUGCGAGUACUUGAUUGGCCACCAGGUGACGUCAGACUAUUACAGCGCGGUCAGCACCGAGGAGAUGCUGCUGAGGAUGGUGGGAAACCUCCUCAAUAUCGGCAAGCGAGGAGAAGGCAGUGAGAAGUCCUACCAGCUGCUGAGGGACUCGCUGGAUCUCUACCUCACCAUCAACCCUGAUAACAUCCAGUACCUGCUGCUGCAGGCCAGGCUGUACUUCCACCUGGGGAUCUGGCCCGAGAAGGUCCUGGACAUUCUCCAGCACAUCCAGGCCCUGGACCCGUCUCAGCACGGCGCUGUGGGCUACCUGGUGCAGCACACCCUGGAGCACAUCCAGCACAAGAGCCACCCAGCCGAGCCUGAGGUCAAGAGGAGAAGUGACCAGGAGAACCGGGAGGUGCAGUACUCCACGGGGCUCAUCAUGAGACACAAACGGUCUGGUUAUAACUGUGUGGUGUACGGCUGGGAUGCCAAGUGCACCAUGGGUCUGGAGUGGAUUACCACCAUGAGGGUUCACCAGCUGCCAAACGGACCCGACCAGCCCUUCUACAGCGUGCUGGUCCAGGACGGCACCUCUCGUUACGCUGCACAGGACAACCUAGAGCUUCACCCCUCGCCGCUGGAAAUCUCCCAUCCCGAGGUGGGACGCUACUUUUCCGAAUUCAGGGACACCCACUACAUGGCUAACGAGCAACUGCAGACCUGUUACCCCGAGGACUUGGCUUGCACCACUAGGAUAACGCAGGAACUCUACAGCACCCUGUCCAGCGGCUCUGAACAGGAGGGACCAGCAGAGCCACAGGAGCACCCUGUAGUGAAGAGUUAGAGCAAGACUGAGAUGCAACAUGCCAGCGACUCAGUGCCAAAAAUCAUUUUUAUUGUAGUCACAUGACCACCACCCGCCCCCUUACCCUGUUAAUGGAAUGAAAUCGAUAACGUUACCUCAGCAAGACACUGUCCUUCUGUAGCUAUGCUUCUGAAAAGACACUUUAAAUGUUCUUUCUCCUUUGAUGUUGGAGGUGAUUGGUUUCUCUUAAUCUGCAAUUAAAACCUGCAGUAAAUACAAAAGGGACUCUUGAGUACUGUUUGCAUGUUUCUCAAGGAAUGCAGAGGUCAGCUAUUCAGCAGGUAAUGUAUUUUUGCUUGUAUGACCUAAAAAGCUUUAUAAAUAAGUUUGUUAAUAUUUUAUAACUAAAGACUGGCUGUUAAUAACACAACCCCAGACCUGGCUGAUUAAAAACAAUUGUUUAU
This is a messenger RNA of Polyodon spathula (Mississippi paddlefish), 1610 nucleotides long. It is a transcript of the gene fbxo21, whose product is annotated as F-box protein 21. Gene Ontology annotation, molecular function: DNA binding. The record is from RefSeq and is a predicted model, not a curated record. Bases 1 to 1185 code for a protein of 394 amino acids. The transcript is spliced from 8 exons. NCBI's taxonomy places the organism in Eukaryota, Metazoa, Chordata, Actinopteri, Acipenseriformes, Polyodontidae.